GAGCCAGCCGGUGACCUGCCAGCAUCGCAGCACGGGCACAUCAUUUGCCGGGAGUAAAUCCUCCCUUCUCCCUCUUAUCUGCGCCGGAAAAAGGCGAGAUCAAGAUAAAAAUUAAAAUAUAUUAUUAAAAAAAAUAUAGUUUGUUUUUUUUUAACAGCAGGGCUGGCAGGAGAAAAUCGGGGAGAGGCCAGGUGCGCAGGGCCGCCUCUCCGCCGGCGGCGGGCGGUGCAUGAGGAGCUCGGCCGGGCGCCGCCGCCAUGGAGCACAUCCGGAUGCCCAAGGUGGAAAAUGUUCGGUUACUUGAUCGUUUAUCUUCAAGGAAAGCUGUUCUGGGAACCUUGUAUUUAACAGCUACCCAUGUCAUAUUUGUGGAGAAUGGUUCUGAAACCCGUAAAGAAACCUGGGUUCUCCACAGCCAAAUUUCCUCUAUUGAGAAGCAGGCCACCACUGCCACUGGUUGCCCAUUGCUGAUUCGCUGCAAGAACUUCCAGGUCAUCCAGCUGGUCAUCCCUCAGGAACGAGACUGCCAUGACAUUUACAUAUCUCUGAUCCGUCUGGCACGGCCAGUGAAAUAUGAAGAGCUGUAUUGCUUCUCAUUCAAUCCAAAAUUAGAUAAAGAAGAACGAGAACAAGGCUGGAAACUUAUGGACCUCAAUGAAGAAUAUAAUCGGAUGGGCGUUCCAAACAACUAUUGGCAAAUUUGUGAUGUAAACAGAGACUACGGAGUCUGUGACUCCUAUCCUACAGAAGUGUAUGUACCAAAAUCUGCAACUGCACACAUCAUAGUGGGGAGUUCUAAAUUUCGGAGCCGAAGGCGUUUCCCAGCUCUUUCCUACUACUGCAAGGAUAACAAUGCCUCCAUAUGUAGAAGCAGCCAGCCUUUAUCUGGCUUUAGUGCUCGGUGCCUUGAGGACGAACAGAUGCUCCAGGCCAUUAGAAAAGCAAAUCCAGGAAGUGAUUUCAUAUACGUUGUUGACACUCGGCCCAAACUCAAUGCAAUGGCAAACAGAGCAGCAGGGAAGGGAUAUGAAAAUGAGGACAACUACUCCAACAUCAAGUUUCAAUUCAUAGGCAUUGAGAACAUCCAUGUCAUGAGAAAUAGUUUGCAGAAAAUGCUUGAAGCUUAUUUUGCAGUUUGUGAGCUGAAAUCACCUUCAAUGAGUGACUUCCUAUGGGGCCUAGAAAAUUCUGGCUGGCUGAAGCAUAUCAAAGCCAUUAUGGAUGCUGGCAUUUUUAUUGCAAAGGCUGUGGCUGAGGAAGGUGUGAGUGUGCUUGUUCACUGCUCUGAUGGCUGGGAUAGGACAGCCCAGGUUUGCUCUGUAGCAAGCCUUCUAUUGGAUCCAUAUUACAGAACUAUGAAGGGAUUCAUGGUGUUAAUUGAAAAAGAUUGGGUUUCCUUUGGUCACAAAUUUAACCACAGGUAUGGCAAUUUAGAUGGCGAUCCAAAGGAGAUAUCACCUGUUAUUGACCAGUUCAUUGAAUGUGUUUGGCAAUUAAUGGAACAGUUUCCUUGUGCCUUUGAAUUCAAUGAGAGAUUCCUCAUCCACAUACAGCAUCAUAUCUAUUCUUGCCAAUUUGGGAAUUUCCUGUGUAACAGCCAGAAGGAGAGACGAGAGCUGAAAAUCCAAGAUCGAACAUAUUCGUUAUGGGCUCACUUGUGGAAAAAUCGUGCUGAUUACCUGAAUCCUUUAUACAGGUCAGACCACAGUCAAAACCAAGGGACCCUGCACCCACAGAUAGCUCCAUGCAACUUCUUGUACAAGUUCUGGAGUGGUAUGUACAACCGCUUUGAAAAGGGGCUGCAUCCUCGACAGUCAGUUACUGAUUAUCUGAUGGCAGUGAAGGAAGAAACUCAGCAGCUGGAAGAAGAGCUGGAGGUCUUAGGAGAGCGAUUGGCGAAUCUUCAGAAAUCACAAUUAGGUGCUAAUAAAGUCAAGAGUAAGCAAGAAGACCGAAGCAAACAGUUAAGGCUGUCUACUUCCAACAAUAGCUUAGCUAACACUCCCCAGGAAUAUAGCAACGAUCUGAAGUCAUUCCCAUCCCGGAGUCCUUCACAAGGGGAUGAAGAAGAUUCUGCCCUGAUUUUGACACAGGACAACCUGAAAAGUUCUGAUCCUGACCUCUCAGCCAACAGUGAUCAGGAGUCUGGUGUGGAGGACUUAAGCUGUAGGUCCCCAAGUGGGGGUGGCUGCUUGCCUAGUGAAGACAGUGGCAAGGACUCUGAUGAGGCUGUAUUUCUGGCGGGCUGAAACACCUUCACGGCAGCAAGGAUCCAGAUGAA
Molecule: messenger RNA, 2281 nt
Organism: Corapipo altera (White-ruffed manakin)
Lineage: Eukaryota; Metazoa; Chordata; Aves; Passeriformes; Pipridae
Gene: MTMR7
Product: myotubularin related protein 7
Exons: 14
Coding region: 258-2249 (663 amino acids)
Biological process (GO): phosphatidylinositol dephosphorylation
Molecular function (GO): phosphatidylinositol phosphate phosphatase activity
Source: RefSeq, a predicted model, not a curated record